GCUACCCUCCCCAUUCAACCCAAAAACUAUCCAAAGAUCACAACUUUCCUAGGAAACAAAACAUGGAUUGCCCCUCCAUCUCCACAUUCCUCCUUGCUCUCAUCACCAUCACAGCAUGCCACCAAGCUCAUGCCCAAGCACCACAAGCUGCCCCUGCACCCUCAACCUCUGCCUCAGCUCCUGCUGCAGGUCCAACCAUGACCAAACCAGAGCUCCUAGCCAAAGCCUGCGACAGCACCCAGCUCACCAAGGACCUCUGCAGGUCGUUCCUCGCUUCGUUCCCCGAAUCCGAGGUGAAGGACAUCCACGCCCUCGCUAAAUUCGCGAUCAAGAUGACGUCCCUGAACGCGAGCAAGACCCACGACCUGAUCGAGACCAUGGAGCACAACCCUGCCACGGACGACGUGACCAAGCAGCGACUCAACGAUUGCGCCGAGAACUACCAGGACGCCAUCGACCAGCUCGAGGACUCGAUGCCCGCCCUCGAUUCGAAGGUGUACGACGACGUGAUCACGUUCAUCACCGCCGCGGUGCAGGACGUGGAGUCGUGCGAGGACGGGUUCAAGGAGCCUCCUGCGGUUAAGUCGCCAAUGACGCAGACCAAUGAAGUGUUCACCCAAUUGUGCAACAUUUGCCUAGCGAUCACCAACAUGUGCGGCAAAUAGAUUUGUCAAUCAAUUCAUAGUCCGGGAUUUUUAAUAAACAACACAAUUUCAUCUUUCAUUGGAGGAUAGAAAGAAAGAAAGAAAGAAAUACUUUAGCAUAUAUGAGUGACAUAUGAACCCGAUUGACCUACUGAUACUGUCCACUAAAUUGAAUUCUGGAGCUGAAAGUUAUUUUUGUCCAUCAAGGUUGAGACUGUACUAUCGCGUCGUCGUAGAUGUAUAACUACAAAUUCCGAUUUGAUCGAUAUAACCUGCUGAUACGAUCCGGGUGAAAAAAGUUAUACAAAAUGU
Linum trigynum is the source of this 956-nucleotide messenger RNA. The record is from the annotation of a GenBank genome assembly. NCBI's taxonomy places the organism in Eukaryota, Viridiplantae, Streptophyta, Magnoliopsida, Malpighiales, Linaceae.